This is a messenger RNA of Theobroma umbraticum, 2638 nucleotides long. Its product is annotated as transcriptional regulator ATRX. NCBI's taxonomy places the organism in Eukaryota, Viridiplantae, Streptophyta, Magnoliopsida, Malvales, Malvaceae. The record is from RefSeq and is a predicted model, not a curated record.
UUCCCAACGGACCCCUCCGAGUGAGAAUUAGUGAAACAAAAGUCACCCAAUUCCAUUUUGGCUUCCCCUUCCUUGGAGUUUACUUUCUAACGUAUUCUUCACUCUCUUCUCUCUCUCUCUCUCUCAUUUCUUCCCUUGCUUUCCUUCUGAAUCAAAAAGAGAAAGAAAAAACUUGUUUUCCUCACUCAUCACACUCUAUAUUCUAUCUGAUUCUUUUUGUCUCUUUUCUUUUUCGCUUUUAAUCAAAGGAGCUGACUUUUUGGGGUAUUGGGAGUGUAGCUGAUCAAAGUCUGCAGCCUCUAAAAUGCAUCAUUCUGAUCAAAUAAAGCAAGAUCAAAGGACAACUUGCAACGUGGAGGAUUCCACAAUGACCAUUGAAUUCCUUCGAGCACGUUUACUGUCUGAACGAUCUGUCUCAAAAAGUGCAAGGCAGAGAGCUGAUGAACUGGCGAAAAGGGUUGCUGAACUGGAAGAACAGCUAAAAAUUGUGUCCAUCCAAAGGAGGAGGGCUGAAAUGGCCACAGCAGAUGUUCUUGCUAUUUUGGUGAAUAAUGGGGUAAGUGAUAUAUCUGAGGAACUUGAUUCAAGCUCUGACCAGGACGCACCUGUUGAAUCCAACAUAAAUAAUGGUUCUACUAAAGAAGAGGAGAGCUCUGUCACUUCAAAAUUGAGAAGAAAAGAGUCAGAGGAACUUUCAGGUUCUGAAUUUGAUUGUUCUUCAGCAUCUGGUAGAAGUUUGUCUUGGAAAGGCUGCAAGAGUGCUUCUCAUUCUCCUGAAAGGUAUAAAGAUAAACUUGUGAGAAGGCGCAAUAGUUUUUCAUCUAUGGGUUUUUCAUCCCAAAAGCACCGCCAGGGAAAAUCAUGCCGGCAGAUAAGACAUCGGGAAUCAAGAUCUGUAGCGGAGGAACUUAAAUCAGACAAUAUCAUGGUUGAUCCACAAGUAAAUGGACUUGAAAACACUUCAGAAGUUAAUGCGAAUCACUCCACAGGUGGGCCUGAUAUUUUGCCAAUGGGUUCUGAAAUUCAUGAGAAUAAAAGUACAGUGGACAAUCUACGUUCAGAUGCCUUAAAGAACGAAAGAAAUGUAACUGGUUUUGAUCUUGAUUUUCAUGGGUAUGAAGGAGAGAAAGACAUGGAAAAGGCACUAGAACAUCAAGCACAACUCAUUGUCCGCUAUGAAGCAAUGGAAAAGGCCCAAAGAGAAUGGGAGGAGAAGUUCAGAGAAAAAAACAGUAGUUCACCUGAUUCAUGUGGUCCUGGGAACCACUCAGAUGUAACUGAGGAAAGAGACGAGAUCAAGGCACAAGCUCAAUAUGUAUCUGGGACAGCUACCUCACAAGUCCAAGGGGCUGAGGAAGAACACAUUAGCUUCUCUGCAGAAUUACCCAAAAUUCACUCCAAUGAUCUUGUACCACCUUCACAGGCUGAUAUGGAUCACUUACAGGAUUGGAGGUAUAGCCGUUCCCUUUCUCCUGAAUCUCUAAAUCCCAACUCCCUGGGUCAAAAGUUCACACAUCUCAUGUCAAAGGAAAAUCAUUAUCAGAGUAUGCAGAGCAACAAUUCUCCUUCAAAUAGCACCAAUCACUUUGCCCACCCACAUUGUUCCCCUGGGAACGAAGCAGUGCAACACUUUUCAUCUGAUUUGGGCAGUCAUUCGUGUAGUGAACUUCCACAAAACAAAAAUGAGCUGUAUGCAUUGGUGCCACAUGAAACAUCUAGCAGGUUUACUGGUGUACUGGAUUCACUUAAACAAGCUAGGUUGUCAUUACAACAGAAAAUCAGUACAUUGUCACUGGUAGAAGGUGCAUCUGUGGGAAAAGCAAUUGAACCCUCUGGUUCUGGAAGAAAAGUUGGGGAGAGGGUAGAGAUUCCCCUUGGAUGCUCUGGACUCUUCAGGGUACCAACUGACAUUUCAGUAGAGGCCCCGAAAGCGAACUUUCUGGGUUCAAGUUCGCAAUUGAGUUUGGCGAACUACUACCCUGAUAGAGGAGUUGCACCAACUGCUGGCAGCCAUCUUCCCACUGCCUCUUAUAUGAACACUCAAUUGAGUAGUUCUAGUAAUUAUCAGCUAGUUUCUAGUGAUCGCUUUUUCAGUAGCCCUUACAUGGAUCCUAGAACAAGUUUUUCUCCAUUCCCAACUGCAUUUGCUUCAUCUGGGUAUAUCAAGGAUGAUCAAAUUCUCACUGGUCAAUUUGUGGAGACAGGGUCGAGAUUAUCCACUCAGAAACCGAGUGUUGAUCCUUACUUGGAACCAGUCCUACCCUCAUCCAGUCUACAGAAUUAUCCCACGUUUCCCUCAUAUCCUGACCUAGUGCCACAGAUACACGCUAAAGAAGGAUUUCCAUCCUUCCAUACAACCAGAUCAGUUGGGGUAACUCCUGAUCGGUUUUCAUUUUAUGACAACCAUUUUAGACCAGAUAUCCACAGAUUGUAGCACAGCCAUUAAGACUGUUGUAACUUAUUUACAUUUCAUCUUAUUCAAGAAAGGUACUUGCUUCAUAUAUUAAGAUGCCAGUCUUGUGGUCAUAUCGUUUAUAAGGCCAUUUCUGUAACAGUAUCUCUUUCUAUUUUCUGUAGGAGUUAAAGAUAGAGUAUGUAAAAAGAUGCAACUGAAUUUGUAUACGUAUUUUUCUCAUUA